Acipenser ruthenus (sterlet) is the source of this 1216-nucleotide messenger RNA. RefSeq names its product biogenesis of lysosomal organelles complex-1, subunit 3 (gene bloc1s3). Bases 99 to 686 code for a protein of 195 amino acids. Gene Ontology annotation, cellular component: BLOC-1 complex. The record is from RefSeq and is a predicted model, not a curated record. NCBI's taxonomy places the organism in Eukaryota, Metazoa, Chordata, Actinopteri, Acipenseriformes, Acipenseridae. The transcript has 2 exons.
CUAUCAUAUGACUCUUCUGCUCUUCCUUGUCACGUGAUUUUGUCUGAACGCUGCAAAUUUGCUUGCACUCCAGGGAUUUUGGAAAUAAAGGUGAAGCUAUGGCCAGCAACAAAUACAAGACUGUAGUGCAGGGAGAGGCAUCUGAGACAGAUUCAGACGAGGAGGUUUACAGCACCUCCCUUGCAACAGCUCCGCCAUCUGGCCUUAAAGUGCCGGGAGAGGCUUCCGAAACAGAUAGCGAUGAAGAGAGUGAGAAAGUGACAAGUCUGGGGGAAGAGAAGGAACACCAGCAGCCAAUCCAUAAGGGCCUGCCACCGCUGAUACUAAUCAGGAGCCCUGCAGAUUCCCCAGCCGUCACUGAAGAAAAGCCAGCGUUGAGACUUGAACAAGGCAGCCGCUGCGGCAGCACCACCUUGCUGCAGCAAAAACUGCAGGAGAGCAACUCCCACCUGUACUGCGACGUCACGACCACAGUGAAGCAGGUCUAUCAGAAUGCCUCCAGAGAGAUCCGCAUGACUACCGGCCUCCUCAAUAACUCCCAGAACGGUAUCAUCAACGCUUCACACAGCAUCCGUCUCAUUUUGGAUGACCUCAAGUCUGUCUCUGAGAAAAUGGACAUCAUUACCAGCUGCAACCUGCUGCCCGAUAUUAAGAUCGAAACUCCCGCGAGCUCACAAGCCCAUUAAGUCAUUUGCAUCCACCAAUUACUGUGUUUUAUAGGUAAAAAUGUUGAUUUGAAUAAAGUGCGUCCCCUGUAGUGACUCAACUAGUAAAGACUGUAUUCAUCGCUAACUGUUUGCAGCCACAGUGGUCUCUGACCACUUUCCAUUUGUUUUGCCAUUUCUCAUACACUCUGGUGACCAGUGUUUUUGAGCAGCCUACCUACAUAACUGCCCCUUGUUAUUGUACCAUCUGCUUUCCCCAUUUCUGAUAGACUGUUUGCAAUUGCAAUCGGGCAAUGCCAAAUCCAAUUGGGUAGACAGGUAUAAAAACAGUGACAAGCCAUGUACAUUGUACAUAAUAUUUAUAUUUAAAAUGCCCUGUUUAAAAGUUUUUUUGUUUUUUUUUAAUAUGCAGUUUGCUGUUCUUAUUUGAUUUGACCCUUUAUGGUAUAUAUAAGUGAUUACUAUUGGGCACAUUGAGUGUACAAGGAGAUAACAGGCAUCUAAGUGAGGGGAAAUAAAUCAGGCAGGUGGCAUAGUUCUUUUUUUUUUUU